Messenger RNA from Closterium sp. Naga37s-1, 423 nucleotides. Lineage: Eukaryota; Viridiplantae; Streptophyta; Zygnematophyceae; Desmidiales; Closteriaceae. The record is from the annotation of a GenBank genome assembly.
ACGGUCGAGGAUAUUGCUCCUAGGCAUGGCCAGAACCAGAGUCUCUUCCUCCAAGGCAGGAAUUCCCAUUCUGACUGCCUUCCAGCCGGCCGCUGCAGCUAACCACAAUUCCAGAGCUGCCUUGCUAAGCACUGGAAUCAUCACAUCGAUGCUGGGAUUGGCAGCAGAAAGAAGGCGAGCACCCUUUCAGCUGACUGUGAAAGGGCGACGAUGGUUGUGCAGCAUGUGCCAUGUACUAGCCAUGAGGAGCCCAACUCGUGACUGCAGCACACAGCCUGACAGACAGCCACGUGCCGAGCAGCAGCAGCAGCAGCGGUGUUGCUCAUCACACAAGCCAGCUCAUCACCCAAGCCAGCUCAUCACCCAAGCCAGGUCAUCACCCAAGCCAGCUCAUCACGCAAGCCAGGUCAUCACCCAAGCCAG